UUUAAUUCAGUUAAUUUCAAUUUCUUUAAUUGUGUUUAAUCAGUUCCCAUUUUGGAAUUAGUUUCAAUUACCUUUUACCUCUGUAACUUAUCGGUGAUUCUUGUUACAUUUUCAAUCUUUGAAACGAAAUUUGUGUUUACCUGUCAAUUGUUUGAUUCCAAUAACAACACAAUCAAUUUAUCUUUAAUUUUCUCUUUGUUCUUCUCUCUCUUUUUUAUAUUUUCUCUUUCUUUUCUUCUCUUUCUACCUUUUUCUUCUUCUCUUUCUAUUUUUGUUCUCUUUCUCUUCUUCUUCUUUCCUGUGUUUCAAAUUCUCUUCUUCUACUCUCUUGGUCUCUCCUUUUCUCUUCAUUUUGUGUUGAUGUUACUUGAGAAAAAAAAGAUCAUCACAUUUUGCCUUCUUCUUUUUCUCUAAAAAGCAAUUAAAUUAAUUCUUUUUAUUUCUCUCUUUCUCUCUCCAACUAAUUAACUUUCUAUAACAUCACCAUCAUCAUCAUCAUCAUCUUAUUGGUAUAAAUCGUCUGGUAUUCUCGAUUUCUCUUAAUCCUUAAUCCAUCAUCGUUUGGUUAACAACCCAAAUCUCCGGGUAGAUUUUUUGUUCUUUUCUACUCUGACUAUGUUUACAUAUUGAAGUGAAUUAUUUUCUAUUCUACAAUUUCAAUUAUUUCUACAAUUUAAUUAUCCUGAUUUCACCUUUGCCGAAAAAGGGUUUACCAUUACAACUACUAUUCAAAUAAUAUCUUAACCUAUUAUUGUUUUGAUUUAUAUUCAAAUUGAUUGGCUAUUGGAUUUAUUGGAUUAUCAUCAUUUUAACUGAAAAAUUUUGAUUAUUACAAGUCAAAUUUGGUUUACCUGUUUGUUAACUGUUCUAUUCUUGAUUGUGAUCAAAAUUUCUCUUCUCUUGGUUUAAAUUUGCUGUUGUGACAAUUAUUCUAUUUUAUUAACAAGAUGUACAGUUUCUUACGACGUAACGAUAACCGUAAGGAAGCGGAUACAUUCAUCUCUGUGAAUGAAGGAUUAAAGAGAUUAUAUAAGACCAAGAUUCUUCCUCUUGAAGAGCAUUAUUUGUUUAAAGAUUUUCACUCACCACCAUUGGAAGAUGCUGAUUUUGAUGCUAAACCAAUGGUACUUUUGGUUGGACAAUAUUCAACCGGUAAAACAACUUUUAUCAAAUAUCUUUUGGAACAAUCAUUUCCUGGUAUUCGUAUUGGACCUGAGCCAACAACAGAUAAAUUUAUAAUUGUUAUGCAUGGUGAACAAGAGACAGUUACUCCUGGUAAUGCUCUAGUCGUUGAUCCUAAAAAACAUUUCCGUCCAUUAUCAAAGUUUGGUGGAGCUUUUCUCAAUCGAUUACAAUGUUCAACGGUUAACUCACCUGUUCUAGAAUCUAUAACCAUUAUUGAUACUCCAGGUAUUUUAUCAGGUGAAAAGCAACGUGUUGAUCGUGGUUACGAUUUUACCGGAGUCCUUGAAUGGUUUGCUGAACGUGUUGAUCGGAUUAUCCUUUUAUUUGAUGCCCAUAAGUUGGACAUUUCCGAUGAAUUUAGACGUAGCAUUGAAGCACUACGAGGACAUGAUGAUAAAAUAAGAAUUGUUCUCAAUAAAGCAGAUAUGGUUGACCAUCAACAGUUAAUGAGGAUUUAUGGUGCUCUCAUGUGGUCAUUGGGUAAAGUUUUCAAUACACCUGAGGUGUCCCGUGUUUAUAUUGGAUCAUUUUGGGAUAAACGAUUACAAUAUGAUGAUAAUCGUAAACUAUUUGAAGCUGAAGAGCAAGAUCUUUUCGCAGAUCUACAAAGUCUCCCUCGUAAUGCUGCUCUUCGUAAGCUUAAUGAUCUCAUAAAGCGAGCUCGAUUAGCCAAGGUCCACGCCUACAUAAUCAGUGCCUUGAAACGAGAGAUGCCUACAUUAAUGGGAAAGAAUAAUAAAAAGAAGGAAUUAAUCAAGCAUUUGUCUAAUAUUUAUGCCUCCAUAUCCAAGGAACACUCAAUCGCCGAGGGAGAUUUUCCACCUCUCAGUGAGAUGCAGGAGAAACUUCUUGACCAUGAUUUCACCAAAUUCAAUGCAUUAAAUAAGCGAUAUAUUGAUGCAGUUGACAAGAUGCUUAAAGAAGAUAUUGCUCGUCUUAUGUCUCAAAUACCACAGGAACAAGCUAAUCAAGCUGUAGACGAAUCAGCUGUUAAAGGAGGUGCCUUUGAACAUGCCCAAGAAUCACCGUUUGGUUUUGGCCGAGGCGAGGGUAUUGAUGAAGGUGCUUUCGACUCUAAAUGGGUCGUUUCUAAAGAGAAGCCCAAAUAUGAUGAAAUAUUUUCCGCUCUUCACCCGCAAGAUGGUAAAGUUUCCGGUGCCGUUGCCAGGGAGGAACUCAUUAAAUCAAAACUUCCCAAUUCUGUGUUAUCAAAAGUUUGGCGUUUAGCUGAUGUUGAUCAUGAUGGUUCUCUUGAUUCUGAUGAAUUCGCCUUAGCUAUGCAUCUUAUUAAUGUUAAACUAGAUGGUCAUGAUUUACCCGCUGAAUUACCGGCUCACUUAAUACCACCUUCUAAAAGAAAGGAUCAAACAUCUAGUACAAAUGGAUGGUCUCAGUCGGAUGGAGAUGCUCCUCCUGAGUACUAAUUGAAAUUGUUUCAACAACAAUUAACCGAUUAAUUGUGAAGAAAAUCAUUCUUCCUCCUUCUCAUUUUCUCACUUUUCUCAAUUAUCCUUAUAUAUCUCUCUCUCUCUCAACAUGAUCAAAAUUAAUAGUGAUUAAUAUCCGAAAGAACUUAAUGUUAAUUGUAACAAUCAACAUCCUUUUAAAUUGUAACAAUUUCCAUCUUCUAAUAUUAUUGCUAUCAAAAGUUUGGUCUAUUGACAAAUUUUGAGGCGAAAUGUUAAUCAAUAUUAAUCUCACAAAAUUAAUAUUGAUGAUAAUUUAAGAUUGAGAUCAUAAUUUGUCAUCUUUUUUAAUCAGAUUCCCAAUGUCUUUUUUUAAAUUAUCCCAAUUAGUUGAUUUUGUUAUUUCCAAACCGUACUUAUAUAUACUUUAUUUAAUUACCCAUGUAAUUUCAUUAAUUUACCCACAUUAAUCAAUACCCAACAUUAAAACAGGAGAGAGGGUCGAUCAUUGGGAAUGAUUAACAAGCAACAAUUAGAAUUGAUUGUUGUCAACCAUUACCACCCACCAUUGGAAACAAUCAGAGGGAGAGAAAAGCCAACACAAUUGGAUUAACAAGUUAACUAAAUCAAACCAAUUAUUUCAAAAACACUCGUUACAAUAUAUACAACAACUAUUAUUAAUUUAACGUCAACAAUUAAAUUUUAAUUGUUGAUGUUGAUUUUUUUUCCUGCUGAAAACAAAGAGGCAAACCAAAACAAUCAACAAAACUCAUUGAUCAUCUCAUCAAUACACAAUCAACAAAUUAUUUAUCAUCUUUGCAAAUCCCCGUUAACUUAAUUAUUAAUGAUGAAAACUUAUAAAAAGCAACAAUGUUAAAUUUAAAUUUUUAAUAAUUACUAAUUAAAAAUGAAAACUUCUAAUUUAA
Panonychus citri (citrus red mite) is the source of this 3517-nucleotide messenger RNA. It is a transcript of the gene Past1, whose product is annotated as EH domain-containing protein 3-like. Gene Ontology annotation, cellular component: cytoplasm; plasma membrane. The record is from RefSeq and is a predicted model, not a curated record. Bases 948 to 2609 code for a protein of 553 amino acids. Gene Ontology annotation, molecular function: GTP binding; protein binding; calcium ion binding. Gene Ontology annotation, biological process: endosomal transport; endocytosis. Lineage: Eukaryota; Metazoa; Arthropoda; Arachnida; Trombidiformes; Tetranychidae. The transcript has 5 exons.